GUCUUUUGUAGGAAUUAAAUUACCGGCAUUAUACUGGCGCUAGAGGUGUUUAAAUGCAUCUGCGAAAUACGGACCAAAAGCCCUGGUAGUGUGUGCAUUAUUCUGACUCGGCACAGUGAUAGAUGAAAUAGAAUAAGGAGUCCAGAGCAGCCCCCCCUCAGUGGAACCCCCUCAUCCUGACCUGUGCACCAGGGGGGUUUUAAAGACUGACUGUGAGCAGAGCAGACAGGGUGGCCGUGGCAACGGCGUGGGAAUGAGGCUGAAGGAGGAUGUGAACCCGCUGCUGCUGCAGGUGUUUCGCUCGGUGGUGUGGGUGUACUCCUUCAUCACCUUCCUGCCCUGGUACCUGCUGUCCGGGCCCGGGCAGCCCCCCCGCGCGCGGCGGGUGCAGGCGCUGUCUGUGAGCGGGAAGCCCGCCGGGCCGUACCGCGCGGGGAACAGCCUGCCGGCGCUGGCCUGCUCGCUGUUCCCCGGCUGCCCCACGCUGGACCUCGUCUUCCGCCACGCCGCGGAGCGCUUCCCCCACCGCGACUGCCUGGGCACCCGCCAGGUCCUGGGAGAGGAGGACGAGAGCCAGCCCAACGGCAAGGUCUUCAGGAAGGUGAUCCUUGGCGAGUACGUCUGGCAGUCGUAUGAGGAGGUGUACCAGGCCGCGCGGCACCUGGGCAGCGGCCUGGCGGCUCUGGGACAGAAACCCCAUCACAAAAUCGCCAUCUUCUGUGAGACCCGCGCAGAGUGGCUCAUAACUGCACAGGCCUGCUUCAUGCACAACUUCCCAUUGGUUACUCUGUAUGCCACUCUGGGAGGCCCAGCGAUUGCUCACGGACUCAACCAGACUGAAGUCACUCACAUCGUCACCAGUAGAGACCUGCUGCAGACCAGACUCAAGGACAUCCUGUUGGAGGUGCCCACACUGCAGCACAUCAUUGUUGUGGAUGGCAAACCCAGCACAUGGGAGGGGUUCCCCAGGGGCAUCCACAUGCACAACAUGGCAACCGUACAAGAGCUGGGCACCAAGCCUGAGAACCUGACAUCACCCCAUUCCCAGCCCCGCCCCUCUGACAUCGCUGUCAUCAUGUACACCAGCGGCUCCACAGGCGUGCCCAAGGGUGUGAUGAUCUCCCACGGCAACAUCAUCGCUGGGAUCACCGGCAUGGCAGAGAGGAUCCCUAACCUGGGUGAGAAUGACACCUACAUCGGGUACCUGCCGCUGGCCCACGUGCUGGAGCUCAGCGCCGAGCUGGUGUGCGUCUCACACGGCUGCCGCAUCGGCUACUCCUCCCCGCACACGCUGGCCGACCAGUCGACUAAGAUCAAGAAGGGCAGCCAGGGAGACGCCAGCAUUCUGCGGCCCACCCUGAUGGCUGCCGUCCCGGAGAUCAUGGACCGUAUCUAUAAGAAUGUGAUGCUGAAGGUGGAGGAGAUGAGCAGGGUGCAGAGGACCAUGUUCACUUUGGCCUACAACUACAAGAUGGAGCAGCUCUGCCUGGGCAACAGCACUCCGCUGUGUGAUGGGCUGGUGUUCCGGAAGGUGCGCUCCCUGCUGGGGGGGCAGACGCGGGUGCUCUUGUCGGGUGGGGCACCCCUCUCUGCAGCCACACAGCGCUUCAUGAACAUCUGCUUCUGCUGCCCCGUGGGCCAGGGGUACGGCCUGACCGAAACCUGCGGAGCGGGGACCAUCAGCCAGAUGUGGGACUACAGCACGGGGCGUGUGGGCGCUCCUCUGGUCUGCUCCGAAAUCGCCCUGAGGGACUGGGAGGAGGGCGGCUAUCUCAGCACAGACAGACCGCACCCUCGGGGGGAGAUCCUGAUUGGAGGACCCAAUGUCUCCAUGGGCUACUAUAAGGACCCGGCCCGGAACCAGCAGGACUUCUUUGUGGACGGGAACGGGCAGCGUUGGUUCUGCACGGGGGACAUCGGUGAGGUGCUCCCGGACGGCUGCUUAAAGAUCAUCGAUCGGAAGAAGGACCUGGUGAAGCUGCAGGCGGGGGAGUAUGUGUCCCUGGGGAAGGUGGAGGCCGCGCUCAAGAACUGCCCUCUGGUGGACAACAUCUGUGCGUACGCCAACAGUGACCAGUCAUACGUGAUUGGCUUCGUGGUGCCCAAUCAGAAGCAGCUUCUGGCCCUGGCAGAGCAGAGGAGGGUCAGAGGGUCGUGGGAGGAGCUCUGUAGCAGCGCUGAGAUGGAGGCAGAGGUGCUGCAGCUCAUCACUGAGACGGCCAUCGCAGCCAAGCUGGAGCGGUUCGAGAUCCCGCGGAAGAUCCGUUUGAGUGCCGAGCCCUGGACACCGGAGACCGGCCUGGUGACCGAUGCCUUCAAACUGAAACGCAAGGAGCUGAAGACCCACUACCUGCAGGACAUAGAGAGACUGUACGGGGGGAAGUAGGCACACCUGCCCCUCCUCCUGCCCCCUCCCGCCCCCGCCUCCACAAGCUCAUUAGACUCACCCCACCCCAACACCACAAGCUCAUUAAA
Anguilla anguilla (European eel) is the source of this 2475-nucleotide messenger RNA. RefSeq names its product acyl-CoA synthetase long chain family member 3a (gene acsl3a). Gene Ontology annotation, cellular component: endoplasmic reticulum; plasma membrane; lipid droplet. Lineage: Eukaryota; Metazoa; Chordata; Actinopteri; Anguilliformes; Anguillidae. The transcript is spliced from 15 exons. The record is from RefSeq and is a predicted model, not a curated record. Bases 254 to 2386 code for a protein of 710 amino acids. Gene Ontology annotation, molecular function: long-chain fatty acid-CoA ligase activity. Gene Ontology annotation, biological process: neuron differentiation; long-chain fatty-acyl-CoA metabolic process; long-chain fatty acid metabolic process.